UUGGCGCCCCUAUCCAUUUCGACAAAGGCUACUUCCGGUCUGACGAUAUCGUUGAGAAAACAGUGCUCCUGUGCCCACUUCUCAUAUAUUCUCCAUACAGGUUUCAGAUAGAUCGCUUGUAUCACUCACAAGAGGCCCCAGUUCAACUUGAAUGUACACUCGGAAUGGGAAGGGAGGGAACUCUUGUCAGACUUCGUAAAGCGAAGAUAGGCCCUUUCGAGCCACAUACCUGAGGAACUACACAGGUAAGUUCACAGAGAGUCACUAAUUUAGAAUGGCGGACCAGGCGGCUAGAGACUUCUACAAUGAGACUUCUGUUAAACUGACGUUCGUAUGUGGCGUCAACGACUGGGACUUCACCCCCGCCAUCAAAGACAUCGUAGCCAAACUACAUCCCGAGACUAUGAAAAGGUACUAUGGGUCAGGGUUCAUCGUCCCCGGGCAGCUUGAAGGUCUCAGAAUCCUGGACAUAGGCUGUGGAUCCGGUAGCCUCGUUUUCAUCCUCAGCAAACUGGUUGGUCCAACUGGGCGCGUUGUUGGUGUGGAUUUCGCCGAGAAUUUGAUAGCGGAGAGCAAGGCGAGGGAGGACUUCCACCGCGAGGCUUGGGGAUAUGAGAAGGCCAACACGGAGUUCUUCAUUGGAAAUGCGGAAAAUCUCUCAACUCUCGAAGACAAUACAUUCGACGUGAUUGUUUCGAAUGGUGUCGUCUGUAUGAUAACCGACAAGAACAAAGUCUUUGCAGAGGCAUUCAGACUACUGAAGGAUGGAGGAGAGCUGUACCUGAGCGAUGUCUACGCGAGCCAAAGGGCGCCGCCAGAGUUGAUGGACGACAAAGUAUGUUGGGUAUUCGGACUCACCGGCUCCCAGGUGAGGGAGGAGUUCCACGCCUCGGCCCGGGCAGCUGGAUUCACCACCCCAGUGCUCACUGGCGUGGGACCCGUUUGCCUCAGCCCCGACUAUCAGGAGAAGCUUCCCGGAAGCAGAUACUGCUGUGCCCGGAACCGGAUGUUCCGACUGCCCCCUAGCGGCAAAAGAGGCCCAGCCAAGGUCACGUACAAGGGCAGUGAAGAAGAAUUCAAGUGGGAUAUCAGUCUGACAUUUAAGUCCGGGGAACCAGUCUCUGUUGAUGGGGAACUAGCAACCAUCUUGACCAACAGCCGUUACGGAAGUCUCUUUGACGUCGCCGACAGUGCUGACACAGCCGUUACCAAGAGGGGACAGUGUCCAUUUGACUUUCUUGAUCAGCUGACUGGACAGGGCGUUACACUGCCGUACGUCUACACGGUAGCGUGACCACGGUCCGGUCAUCACGUCCCCAUCGCACCUGCUGUUGCAGACUAAUGCUCAUCUUACCAACUCCUUGUCUUUAUAGUUAGAAAGCAUCCAUCAUGCCAUUUACUUAUCUAUGUAUAAUGACAAAAUUUGAUGUAUUGUCCUAUCUGUUAAAGUCUGUUUCUGUAUAAUUGUCUUAAUGUGAAUCGUUUAUUAGUAGUCAUCAGCCUCGGUAUUUGUCAUUCAUUCCAUGGUGCAUCAUGGUGAUACUUAUCACCCUAGCCCCUCCCACAGUGGGGGGCGGUCGGGCAGCCUAGUGGUUAAAGCGUUCGCUCGUUACGCCGAAGACCCGGGUUCGAUUCCCGACAUGGGUACAAUGUGUGAAGCCCAUUUCUGGUGUCCCCCGCCGUGAUAUUGCUGGAAUAUUGCUAAAAGCGGCGUUAAACCAUACUCACUCACUCACUCCCCCACAGUGGGGAUUCCGGUAUAGAAUUGAUGUACAGCAAUCUAUGCUGUUUCCCCCGUUUGGUAAUGCAUGUUGAUGGUUCCAAGACGGUUGGUAACACGCGGCACCCAACGAUGUUUGUGUAAAUGUAAAGUGCAUGUGUUUCGAUUUUGAUAUAUUUUGUCAGUUCUGUACAUAUGUUAUGUUUUGUUUUUGUUUUGUCCCCGGGUGUCUGUCUCAACAUGAUAAAACGAGGCACGCAUUGAACCGCUUACAUGUAUACCCGCGUGGUACUGCUACAACGAAUUAACUUGCCGUCAUGUUUCAAUCUGCCAUUGUAAAAGAAUUAAUGCAAAUUGAAAACAGGUGGAACCCAACUGUUCGAUUGAGUGAGUGAGUGAGUUAUUAUUUAACGUCACAUGGGCAAUAUUUCAGCCAUAUCGUGACGAGUGUUCGAUUGAGAUAUGUGAUACGGUUGUGCUGUGACGUUCAUUGACUCGCAAAUAUAAAUUGUCAAUGCAAGAUAAUAAAAAGUCUAUUUUAUCCGACGAAACAGAUGCCAUUUGGCGAACAGGCCAAAAACGCUGAUACAAUUGUAUUAAUUGUACAUCUAUGUGUCUACAAGCUACUACAUUUAUUCAUGUGAAAUUGUGAAACAAAGAAUUUAAUGUAUAAUCAGAAGUUACAUUGUAUCUCAUAUUAAUUCCUAGUUGAAUACCAAUAUUUAAAAAUA
Haliotis rufescens (red abalone) is the source of this 2451-nucleotide messenger RNA. RefSeq names its product arsenite methyltransferase-like. The transcript is spliced from 12 exons. Lineage: Eukaryota; Metazoa; Mollusca; Gastropoda; Lepetellida; Haliotidae. Bases 275 to 1294 code for a protein of 339 amino acids. The record is from RefSeq and is a predicted model, not a curated record. Gene Ontology annotation, molecular function: methyltransferase activity.